This is a messenger RNA of Vigna angularis (adzuki bean), 2794 nucleotides long. Its product is annotated as aspartic proteinase nepenthesin-1. The record is from RefSeq and is a predicted model, not a curated record. Gene Ontology annotation, cellular component: ribosome. NCBI's taxonomy places the organism in Eukaryota, Viridiplantae, Streptophyta, Magnoliopsida, Fabales, Fabaceae. Gene Ontology annotation, molecular function: structural constituent of ribosome; aspartic-type endopeptidase activity. Gene Ontology annotation, biological process: proteolysis; translation.
CCUGUGAUUAGUUGCCUUUGAGAGAAACCUGUGAACUCGGUUCCUUCUUUCACCCUCUUGGGCUAGCUCAGCUCAGAAACUCUGCCUAGGUGCUUGAUCUAGGAUUCAUCGGGCACAAGAAAGAGGUUAUUAUCAAUACCAUGGUUUUGAAGGUUUCUCUCAUUAUUGUUCUCCUUGUGACAUGCUCCUGUGUCGUGGAAGCCUAUUCUAGGAAUCACGAUCACCGUCACAACCAAAAUGGAUCUUCUAUGGCUGCCAUAAAGUUUCCUGAUCAUCCAAGCUUUAGUACUGUCUCUUCUUCUGGGGACACUGAUUGCAGCCUCUCGAGUUCUGAGGAACUCGGGCAUUCUGGGUCUACCAUGACAUCAGGUGAAGAAACUGAUCAAAAGGGUGAGGCUUUUCCAGCUCCAAGACCGCACAAGCAAUUGGUGAAACUCCACUUGAAACACAGGUCAGGGAGCGAAGAUGCUGAGCCUAAACAAUCUGUGGUUGAUUCCACCGUGAGGGAUUUGACCAGAAUCCAGAACCUUCACAGAAGGGUCAUAGAGAAGAAGAAUCAAAACGCCAUUUCAAGGCUGCAGAAGUCACAGAACCAACCAAAGCAGUCCUUCGAGCCUGUGGUUUCUCCGGGGGCUUCGCCGGCAAGUGGGGUUUCCGGGCAGCUUGUGGCAACUUUGGAAUCUGGGGUGAGUCUUGGCUCUGGUGAGUACUUCAUGGAUGUGUUUGUGGGCACACCUCCUAAGCAUUUCUCUCUGAUACUUGAUACUGGUAGUGACCUUAAUUGGAUCCAAUGUGUUCCUUGCAUUGCAUGUUUUGAGCAAAGUGGACCAUAUUAUGACCCCAAAGAUUCUAGUUCUUUUAGGAAUAUAAGCUGUCAUGAUCCACGGUGCCAACUGGUUUCAUCCCCUGAUCCACCUAGGCCUUGCAAAGGUGAGAAUCAGAGCUGUCCCUACUUCUACUGGUAUGGAGAUGGUUCAAACACAACUGGAGAUUUUGCAGUGGAAACCUUUACCGUUAAUCUCACCACUCCUUCUGGGGGGUCAGAGCUGAAGCAUGUGGAGAAUGUGAUGUUUGGAUGCGGUCAUUGGAAUAGGGGUCUCUUUCAUGGGGCAGCUGGUUUGCUAGGCUUGGGGAGAGGACCAUUGUCAUUUGCUUCUCAGAUGCAAUCUCUCUAUGGCCACUCCUUUUCCUAUUGUCUUGUGGAUAGAAAUAGCAAUGCAAGUGUGAGCAGCAAAUUGAUUUUUGGUGAGGACAAGGAGCUGCUCAGCCACCCCGAUUUGAAUUUCACUUCUUUUGCUGGUGCAAAAGAGGAUUCAGUUGACACAUUUUACUAUGUCCAGAUAAAGUCUGUUAUGGUUGAUGGUGAGGAGUUGAAGAUACCUGAGGAAACUUGGCAUUUGUCAGCAGAAGGUGCUGGUGGUACCAUAAUUGAUUCUGGCACCACAUUAACAUAUUUUGCUGAACCUGCUUAUGAGAUUAUCAGGGAAGCUUUUGUGAAGAAGAUUAAGGGCUAUGCACUCAUUGAAGGCCUUCCUCCUCUGAAGCCAUGUUACAAUGUGUCAGGAAUUGAUAAGAUGGAGCUACCUGACUUUGGAAUUUUAUUUGCUGAUGGAGCAGUGUGGAAUUUCCCGGUGGAGAAUUACUUUAUCCAGAUUGAUUCUGAUAUUGUUUGCUUGGCUAUUUUGGGAACUUCUCGAUCUGCUCUUUCAAUAAUCGGAAACUAUCAGCAGCAGAAUUUCCACAUACUAUAUGACAUGAAGAAAUCCAGACUUGGUUAUGCAGCAAUGAAGUGUGCUGAUAAAAAAAAUGUGGUGGUGGAGGGAGGUGAUGUAGGGAGUAACCCUCUAAUUGAUUAUCUAUUAGCAGAGGAACAGCAAUUGACGGAGCAAUCGAAAUCGGUGGGGAUGGUUGCUGUUAGGUUUCACCAGUACCAGGUGGUGGGAAGGGCUCUUCCUACCGAAUCCGAUGAACAUCCUAAGAUCUACCGCAUGAAACUCUGGGCCACCAACGAGGUCCGUGCCAAAUCCAAGUUCUGGUAUUUCUUGAGAAAAUUGAAGAAGGUGAAGAAAAGCAAUGGGCAAAUGCUAGCCAUUAACGAGAUUUUUUAGAAGAAUCCUAAAAAGAACUAUGGAAUUUGGCUGCGAUAUCAAAGUCGCACUGGUUAUCAUAAUAUGUACAAGGAGUACCGUGAUACGACUCUGAAUGGUACUGUUGAGCAAAUGUACAAUGAAAUGGCAUCUCGUCAUAGAGUGAGGCAUCCAUGCAUCCAGAUAAUUAAGACUUGCACCAUGCCUGCUAAGCUGUGCAAAAGGGAGAGUACCAAGCAGUUCCACAAUUCUAAAAUCAAAUUCCCAUUGGUGUUCAAGAAAGUUAGGCCCCCAACUAGGAGGCUCAAGACAACAUACAAGGCAUCCAGGCCAAACCUGUUCAUGUGAUUCAGUUUAUGUAACUUCCCUGCUUCUCAUCUCGUGCUGCUUGAUCCAUUCGUGGUGUACAUAUAGGAAGUGCAUAGAGAAAAGGUGAUAAUGUAGUGACAAUCUCCAGUAUCUGCAAUCAUAUUUUGCAUUCUUUCAAGGUCUGAAGAUUGUUUUUGAAAGAUGGAGUUUUAGUUAAUUAUAUAUAUAUAUAUAUAUAUAUAUAUAUAUAUAUAUAUAUAUAUAUAUAUAUAUAUAUAUAUAUAUAUAUAUAUAUAUAUAUAUAUAUAUAUAUUCUGCAGAAUCACAUAUUUUCCUCUUUCUGGUGUACUUGUUCCACGAUGCUUUUGAAUUUGGUGAUUACAUUUUUGUUCCGAUUC